AUGGCGGAACCAAAGAAGGGCUUUUGGAGUGGGCUUUUUCGCACAAAGAGCACUGCCCAAGCAGGCAGACUGUCCAAAGAGCACGGUAGAAGGGCCAGUGAUGGUGAUGUUUCUUAUGGACGGAAACCCUUGGGUGGCGGGAAUACACGGCGUCGGCCCCGCCGCACCCCUCACGACACCAAGGGCAAAAGUCGAGCAGAGCCCAACGGUCACGGCUACAACGACUCACCCUUGUCCGAGUGGCCGCCUUCGGGCAUGUCUAGCGAGGAAGAGCUCCCGCUCGGACGGGCAAUGGAGCUCAUAUCACGAGGUGUUCCGGCGCACAAGGGCCAUAAGCGGCCAGUCCCACAUCGCUCGGAUCAGUACUACGCACUCUACACAACUACAGCUGGCAAUCACGGCGGCGAAACAGAUGCUGCUGACCAACACGACUCCAUGGUCCAGCUGACGACCCUCCGGAUCCUGGGCAACAGCAACCCUGUUCGUCCAUGGGAGACGCUGGAGCAACCCAGUCUGGCCUUUGGAUAUGGCACCCGUCCCGGUACCAUCACCUUGAACCACUGGGCCAGCCUGGCCAGCAUCAUACCACCGGCCAUCGAACUCCGUGACCCUGGUAUCAAGCCGCGUGAAGUGGGCCUGGUCGAGAUCUUUGAGCGACUGCUGGAGCUGGAGGAUGGAUUAGAGUAUGACAAUGCAGAUUUGAUGUACCGGAAUCUGUACAAACGAUUCCUCAAAGACCCCGACAAGGUCCUGAAUCCCCACAAGUCCAUGGACAAGCAGAUCACGGAUCUGAUCAUGGUCCUAUCGAGCCCUGAUUGGAUAGACUUCACCAUCCCAAAGAACCAAGUUGUCACAAGGUUCAUCUACGACACACGGCCAGAAAACCAUGAGCUAUACCUCAGGUUCUUCCACCAACUUCUGCUCAGUCUCGAGCUAGAUCUUCGAAUAUGCGCAGGAAUCCACAACGAUGUGUCUAAGGAGAAGCUUUUAGCUCAGAUACCCCCAAAGAUCCAGUGGAAUCUAGCCUUGGCCAGGCGAUGGAGGGAUUAUGUCCGCGUUGCAGAGUUCGGUGAGACAGCCGAGAAAGUGCGCCUGCGCUUCAAAUUACGGAAACGCCAGGCCAAGAUGCUGAAGCGUUUUGCUCAAAUGAUGAAGUGGCCGAACCUGGAUGAGACAUUAGAUGCAUUGAAGCAAAACGAAAUCGAGGGAAACCUGCUAGGCCUCAGUUCACAUACCAUGGCCUUCUUUAGUGGUCUUGUUCUUCCUGGACCCACGUUCCCAUUCCUGCUGAUGAACACUCUCGUUGACAUCGAUCCGGACGAGGCCACGGAUGAUCUAGCUCUACUCACACACCUACAUCCACAAUGUGGGUUUCAAUAUCGAAAGAGCUACACCUAUUGGUCCGCUUCGUGUAUUGUCGGAAAGGUACUGGCUCCGACAUGUCUCGAGGUAGGCGGAUGGAUUGGCCCUGCUCGACCAACAACACUAGAAUCAUCCGAAAUCGCCCGCAUCCGCUGCAGAAAACCCAGACAACGAAUCACUCCAGAGGAUGUGACUUCAAUGAGUGAGAGGUCCGAUCCUCUAGGCCCUCCCGCAGAAGUAUUUCCAGUCAGCGAAUACAAGCUAGUCACGCCAGACGUUGAUGACUAUGCGGAUGCGGUCCGUAUAGAGUUACUCAGCCUAACGAGUUUUCUGCCCAGCCGCCAGGAUCACGGACCUCGAUGGUUUGAUGCUUCGAUCCAAUUUGCCAUUGACGGAGUAUCGUGGCCGUUGCGACUCACACAUGACGUCUCCUUCAUCAACGCCUGGCCGUGUUCGUCAGGGCCCCACCCUCUGUUUUUCGACUAUGUAUACACCAUCAUCAAAGCUGACGAAAUAGUCAACAUGCGGGAUUGGGGCAACCCCAAUGCUUUCAUUGAGAGAAGUUUCAACUCAACUCCAGUCGGCGGCAGCAAGGCGGCGAAGCCCAUGAUGGACGAUGACGAUGCCGAGAGGGUCCUCGUGGUUGAGGCAUUUGGCGCCCCAGACAACGAAGUGCUAGCACGAGCCUGGUGUUCGCAUUGGGGUCUCAGUGCAGUGGUGGCGGAUAUCAGAAAGACUUGCGUGGCAUGUGCUAUUCGGGAAGCUUAUGCAGCAACUUUAACGGUCGUCAUACUAGUAGAGGACAGAGAGCGCGCCUUGUCCGAGUAA
Messenger RNA from Pestalotiopsis fici W106-1, 2190 nucleotides. RefSeq lists its product as uncharacterized. The record is from RefSeq and is a predicted model, not a curated record. NCBI's taxonomy places the organism in Eukaryota, Fungi, Ascomycota, Sordariomycetes, Amphisphaeriales, Sporocadaceae. The transcript has 4 exons. Bases 1 to 2190 code for a protein of 729 amino acids.